AUGAAGGAAGAAAUACAGGAAAUAUUUGAAGAAUCAGAAUACAAUACUUCUGGUGUUGAAAAAAUGAAUGAAAAAUAUAAAAUAGAUGAAAAGAUAGCAUCUUUCAAUAUUCCAUCACGAUGGACUAUUUAUGGAAAUAUGCUAUUAUUUUCUUUUAAUUCAUUUUCAUCUUCUCAAUGGACUCUUUUUUUUUCAAAACUUGAAAUAUCAGAUAAAACUCUUUUUUAUAAAGGAAUUUCAGAAAUUUUUGGUGUUACACAUCUUGCUCUAAAUGGAAAAAUUCCUCCUAAUGAUGAAAUGAGGAUUCCUGAAAAAUUUGUGCCUUUGUAUGGAGAUUUUGGAUUUAAAGUAAAAGGAAAUCCAACAGAAAAGGAUUUUAAAGAAGCAUUUUGGGCUAGUACAAAACAAAAUGGAAUCUUUCAAGUUUGGUCUCCAAUGUAUACUAUGUUUUCACGUGGAAAUAUUAAAGAAAAGGCCAGAAUUCUUAUGUUGCCAGGUGUUAAAGAUGCAAUAAUUGCUGAUUUAUAUGCAGGAAUUGGAUAUUUUGCAUUUUUCUAUCUUAAAGCAAAAGCAAAACAUGUAUUUUGUUGGGAAAUAAAUCCCUGGAGUGUGGAAGGACUAUGUAGAGGCGCAAAAUUGAACAAUUUUAAGUACGAAAAAGUGAGUAAUCUCGACAAAAAUUAUGAAAAUAAUCAAUUGAUUAUAUUUGAAAAUAACAAUAUUUUAGCAAGUAAACAACUAGCAGGAAAAAUAAAAAAUAUUCGGCAUAUUAACCUUGGUUUACUACCAAGUAGUGAAGAUUCUUGGCUUACCUGCACAAAAAUAUUAGAUAGUGAAGUAGGAGGUUGGAUUCAUGUUCAUGCAGCUGUUUAUAAUAAAGAAAUAUAUAAUUGGACCAAUAAAUGUAAAGACAAAUUUACCUCGUUAUUCAAAAACAAUUGGAAAAUACAAAUCCAACAUGUAGAAAAUGUCAAACAAAUCUCUCCAAAAAAGUUACAUAUAGUAGUUGAUUUAUUAUGUAUUCCAAAAAAUAAGAUAUCACCAAUUAUAUAA
This is a messenger RNA of Pneumocystis murina B123, 1053 nucleotides long. RefSeq lists its product as hypothetical. Lineage: Eukaryota; Fungi; Ascomycota; Pneumocystomycetes; Pneumocystales; Pneumocystaceae. Bases 1 to 1053 code for a protein of 350 amino acids. Gene Ontology annotation, cellular component: cytoplasm. The record is from RefSeq and is a predicted model, not a curated record. Gene Ontology annotation, molecular function: S-adenosylmethionine-dependent methyltransferase activity; tRNA methyltransferase activity. The transcript has 4 exons. Gene Ontology annotation, biological process: wybutosine biosynthetic process; tRNA methylation.